AUGUCCAAAGCUACCUUUAAGCAGUUUCGUCGACCAUUUCACCUGGGCGAACCGCUCGGGGGUGCGCCCACUGCCGGCGACGUGCAUUUUGGGAGCUCGAGCGGCACUGAGUCCGACGGGGAUGCGUACGGCGACGAAGGUGGCGACGUGAGCGACACGUGCGAGGGCGACGCACGCGCGCCCAAUGCCGCGACCGAGCCGUGUCUAGCGACACCGAGUCCGAGAGCGACAAUCGAGGCCAAAGUCGCAUGCAUCGACGCGAUGCCCAAAGCGAGACAAGACGAUGUCGUGCUCGGAUCGUUUGAGGAAGAGUUCAACGGAGACCGCGGCCCGUAG
Molecule: messenger RNA, 336 nt
Organism: Saprolegnia parasitica CBS 223.65
Lineage: Eukaryota; Oomycota; Saprolegniomycetes; Saprolegniales; Saprolegniaceae
Exons: 2
Coding region: 1-336 (111 amino acids)
Source: RefSeq, a predicted model, not a curated record